AUGAAUGACAAGGACAAUCAGGUUACCCAGGAGGAUGAGAAGCAAGAUUCCCACUUGCAAUCCAGCCAGUCUUCAUCUUCUUCGAUUAUCAUUGAUUUUGAGCGUGACGAACACCCUCACGACUGGCCUAGUUAUCGAAAAUGGAUCGUCCUGCUAACGCUGAUUCCGCCCGUGUUCCUCAUGCCGUUGUCGUCCACCAUAAUUGCACCCGCUGUAGACACGAUCUCGACUGAAUUCCAGGUCGGUUCUACGGUGACGGGCCCAUUGGCAGUGUCAUUGUUCUUGGUUACCUACAGUAUAGGCCCUUUGCUGCUGGGUCCACUCAGUGAGCUUGUAGGGCGUGUACCUGUUUUACAAGGAGGGAACUUAUUCUUUUUGGUCUUCAAUUUGGCUGGCGGAUUUGCAAAGAGCUUCCCUCAGUUGCUCGUCUUUCGAUUGCUGAGUGGUUUUGGUGCAAGCGCCACACUGGCGGUCGGAUCAAGCACAAUCGGCGACUGCUUUCGCCCCGAAGAGCGCGGUCUUGGUCUCGCGCUCCUCAACAUGGGUCCAGUUCUGGGAUCUUGUCUUGGUCCGAUAGCCGGUGCCUAUCUCACCGACUAUACGAGUUGGCGUUGGGCAUUCCAUGCCACGUCCAUUUUCGGCGGCGUAGCCAUCCUGGUCGGUAUAUGUCUGGCUAGAGAAACAUAUGCACCUGUUCUCCUUCGAAGCAAGAAGGACAAGCUGCAGUCUCAGCCUUACUACAAAGACGCAACACUCCGCACCCGCUUCGAUAUGGAUGAUGCCAAUAAGCCAGACAAUGAGUCUCUCGCGCACCUCUACAAACGCACUCUCCUACGCUCCAUUCGUCUACUCCUCACCCAGCCUAUAGUCCAGGUGCUAGCGCUCUAUUAUGGCUACCUCUACGGCUUGGUUUAUCUCGUCCUAUCGACUUUCUCUACUUUGUGGACUACCCAAUACCACAUGUCCACUAGCCGAGGCAGUCUCAACUAUCUCGCUCCAUGCAUUGGCUACCUUCUUGGUGCGCAAACCUGUGCUAUUAUUGCUGACAAAGUCUACAAAUACCUGAAACGCAACCCGGAAUUCCGCCUUCCCCUCAUGAUUCCUGCCAGUCUUCUCAUCCCAAUUGGUUUGUUGAUUUACGGUUGGACCGCUGAGGCCCAAACACACUGGAUCUUCCCAGAUCUCGGCAUUGCUCUACCCUUGAUGGGCGCGACCAUCAUCUUUCAAUGCACGAAUGCCUAUCUUCUUGAGACCUAUAGCGUUUAUGCGGCCAGUGCCAAUGGCGGUGUAUACAUUCUGCGGGGUUUGACAGGAUUCGGGUUUCCGUUGUUUAGUCCUCCUAUGUACCGCGCGCUGGGGUAUGGCUGGGGGAAUUCUGUCCUAGGAUUAACGGCGCUGGUCAUCGGUUGUCCAAUUCCGUGGUUUUUGUGGAGGUAUGGUGAAGGGUUGAGACGGAGGAGUAGUUGGGCAGAGCAAUGA
This is a messenger RNA of Aspergillus homomorphus CBS 101889, 1479 nucleotides long. RefSeq names its product MFS transporter. Lineage: Eukaryota; Fungi; Ascomycota; Eurotiomycetes; Eurotiales; Aspergillaceae. Gene Ontology annotation, biological process: transmembrane transport. Gene Ontology annotation, molecular function: transmembrane transporter activity. The transcript is spliced from 3 exons. Bases 1 to 1479 code for a protein of 492 amino acids. The record is from RefSeq and is a predicted model, not a curated record.